Odobenus rosmarus divergens (Pacific walrus) is the source of this 6349-nucleotide messenger RNA. RefSeq names its product sodium channel, voltage-gated, type IX, alpha subunit (gene SCN9A). Bases 51 to 5981 code for a protein of 1976 amino acids. The record is from RefSeq and is a predicted model, not a curated record. The transcript has 26 exons. Gene Ontology annotation, cellular component: voltage-gated sodium channel complex; plasma membrane; axon. Gene Ontology annotation, molecular function: protein binding; voltage-gated sodium channel activity. NCBI's taxonomy places the organism in Eukaryota, Metazoa, Chordata, Mammalia, Carnivora, Odobenidae. Gene Ontology annotation, biological process: neuronal action potential; sodium ion transmembrane transport; membrane depolarization during action potential.
GCCUCUUAUGUAAGGAGCUGAAGGGGAAAUAAAAUAUACAGGAUGAAAAGAUGGCAACGUUGCCUCCCCCAGGACCUCAGAGUUUUGUCUAUUUUACAAAACAGUCUCUUGCCCUCAUUGAACAACGUAUUGCUGAAGGAAAAACAAAGGAACCCAAAGAAGAAAAGAAAGAUGAUGAUGAAGAAGGCCCGAGGCCAAGCAGCGACUUGGAAGCUGGCAAACAGCUGCCCUUCAUCUAUGGGGACAUCCCCCCAGGCAUGGUGUCAGAGCCCCUGGAGGACCUGGACCCCUACUAUGCAGACAAAAAAACUUUCAUAGUAUUGAACAAAGGGAAAGCAAUCUUCCGUUUCAAUGCCACUCCUGCUUUGUACAUGCUGUCUCCUUUCAGUCCUCUAAGAAGAAUAUCUAUUAAGAUUUUAGUACACUCCUUAUUCAGCAUGCUUAUCAUGUGCACUAUUCUGACGAACUGCAUAUUUAUGACCAUGAGUAACCCUCCAGAUUGGACCAAGAAUGUAGAGUAUACUUUUACUGGAAUAUAUACUUUUGAGUCGCUUGUCAAAAUCCUUGCAAGAGGCUUCUGCGUAGGAGAAUUCACUUUCCUUCGUGACCCAUGGAACUGGCUCGAUUUUGUCGUCAUUGUUUUUGCGUAUUUAACAGAAUUUGUAAACCUAGGCAAUGUUUCAGCUCUUCGAACUUUCAGAGUGUUGAGAGCUUUGAAAACUAUUUCUGUAAUUCCAGGACUGAAGACCAUUGUGGGAGCUCUGAUCCAGUCUGUGAAGAAGCUCUCUGAUGUCAUGAUCCUAACUGUAUUCUGCCUGAGCGUGUUUGCCCUGAUUGGGCUGCAGCUCUUUAUGGGCAACCUGAAGCAUAAAUGCCUGCGGGAUCCGCUGGAAAAUAAUGAAACAUUAGAAAGCAUAAUAGAUACCCUUGAAGAAGAAGACUAUAAAAAAUAUUUUUAUUACUUGGAGGGAUCUAAAGAUGCUCUCCUUUGUGGUUUGAGCACAGAUUCAGGUCAGUGUCCAGAAGGGUACAGGUGUGUGAAAGCAGGCAGAAACCCUGAUUAUGGCUACACGAGCUUUGACACUUUCAGUUGGGCCUUCUUGGCCUUGUUUCGGCUAAUGACCCAGGAUUACUGGGAAAACCUUUACCAACAGACACUGCGUGCUGCUGGGAAAACCUACAUGAUCUUCUUUGUUGUGGUGAUUUUUCUGGGCUCCUUUUAUCUAAUAAACUUGAUCCUUGCUGUGGUUGCCAUGGCCUAUGAAGAACAGAACCAGGCAAACAUUGAAGAAGCGAAGCAAAAGGAGUUAGAAUUUCAGCAGAUGUUAGAUCGUCUUAAAAAAGAGCAAGAAGAAGCUGAGGCAAUUGCAAUUGCAGCAGCUGAAUACACAAGUAUUGGGAGAAGCAGAAUGAUGGGUUUCUCUGAGAGUUCCUCUGAAACAUCCAAACUGAGCUCUAAAAGUGCUAAAGAAAGAAGAAACAGAAGAAAGAAAAGGAAUCAAAAGAAGCUUUCCAGUGGGGAAGAAAAGGGAGACAAUGAGAAGUUGUCCAAAUCAGAGUCAGAGGAGAGUAUCAGGAGACAAAAUUUCCACCUUGGUGUUGAAGAUCAUAGACGAGCACGUGAAAAGAGACUGUCUACCCCUAAUCAGUCACCGCUCAGCAUUCGAGGCUCCUUGUUUUCUGGAAGGCGCAGCAGCAGAACAAGCCUUUUUAGUUUCAAAGGUCGAGGGAAAGAUGUUGGAUCGGAGACUGAAUUUGCCGAUGAUGAGCAUAGCAUUUUUGGAGACAGCGAAAGCAGGAGGGGCUCGCUGUUUGUGCCCCACAGACCUCGGGAGCGGCGCAGCAGUAACAUCAGCCAAGCCAGUAGGUCUCCCCCAGUGCUGCCAGUGAAUGGGAAGAUGCACAGUACCGUGGACUGCAAUGGUGUGGUCUCCCUGGUUGAUGGACCCUCAGCCCUCAUGCUCCCCAAUGGACAGCUUCUGCCAGAGGGUACAACCAAUCAAAUACAUAAGAAAAGACGUUCCAGUUCUUACCUUCUUUCUGAAGAUAUGUUGAAUGAUCCCAAUCUGAGACAAAGAGCAAUGAGUAGAGUAAGCAUAUUAACAAACACUGUAGAAGAACUUGAAGAGUCCAGACAAAAAUGUCCACCUUGGUGGUACAGAUUUGCACACACAUUCUUGAUCUGGAAUUGUUCUCCAUAUUGGAUAAAAUUCAAAAAGCUUGUCUAUUUUAUUGUAAUGGAUCCUUUUGUAGAUCUUGCUAUUACCAUUUGCAUAGUUUUAAACACAAUGUUUAUGGCUAUGGAGCAUCACCCAAUGACUGAUGAAUUCAAAAAUGUACUCACUGUGGGAAAUUUGGUCUUCACUGGGAUCUUUGCAGCUGAAAUGGUUUUAAAACUAAUUGCCAUGGAUCCAUAUGAGUAUUUCCAAAUAGGAUGGAACAUUUUUGACAGCCUUAUUGUGACUUUAAGUUUAGUGGAGCUUUUUCUAGCAGAUGUGGAAGGACUGUCAGUUCUGCGAUCAUUCAGACUGCUUCGAGUUUUCAAACUGGCAAAGUCUUGGCCAACACUGAAUAUGCUGAUAAAGAUCAUUGGCAACUCAGUGGGUGCUCUGGGUAACCUCACCUUGGUGUUGGCCAUCAUCGUCUUCAUUUUUGCUGUGGUCGGCAUGCAGCUGUUUGGCAAGAACUACAAAGAAUGUGUCUGCAAGAUCAAUGAAGACUGUACACUCCCACGCUGGCACAUGAAUGACUUCUUCCACUCCUUCCUGAUUGUGUUCCGCGUGCUGUGUGGAGAGUGGAUAGAGACCAUGUGGGACUGUAUGGAGGUCGCUGGUCAAGCCAUGUGCCUUAUUGUGUACAUGAUGGUCAUGGUCAUUGGAAACCUAGUGGUCCUCAACCUAUUUCUGGCUUUAUUAUUGAGCUCAUUUAGCUCAGACAAUCUUACAGCAAUUGAAGAAGACAAGGAGGCAAACAACCUCCAGACUGCAGUGGGCAGAAUUACGAAGGGAAUAAAUUAUCUGAAACAAACCUUACAUGAAUUUAUUCUCAAAGCAUUUUCCAAAAAGCCAAAGAUUUCCAAAGACACAGGAAGAGAAGAAGAUCAAAAUAGUAAGAAGGAAAACUGUAUCUCUAACCGCACACUUGCUGAAAUGAACAAAGAUCGCAAUUUCCACAAAGAAAAAGACAAAAUCAGUGGUUUUGGAAGCAGCGUGGACAAAUACUUGAUGGAAGAAAGUGAUUGUCAAUCAUUUAUUCAUAAUCCCAGCCUCACUGUGACAGUGCCCAUUGCACCUGGGGAAUCUGAUUUGGAAAAUAUGAAUACUGAGGAACUUAGCAGUGAUUCAGAUAGUGAAUACAGCAAAGGGAGAUUGAAUCGGUCGAGUUCCUCUGAGUGCAGCACAGUUGAUAACCCUCUGCCAGGAGAAGGAGAAGAAGCGGAGGCUGAACCUGUAAAUUCAGAUGAGCCAGAGGCCUGUUUUACAGAUGGUUGUGUGCGGAGGUUCCCAUGCUGCCAAGUUGACAUGGAGUCAGGGAAAGGAAAAAUCUGGUGGAACAUCAGGAAAACCUGCUACAGGAUAGUUGAACACAGUUGGUUUGAAAGCUUUAUUGUUCUCAUGAUCCUGCUCAGCAGUGGUGCUCUGGCUUUUGAAGAUAUAUAUAUUGAAAAGAAAAAGACCAUUAAGAUUAUCCUGGAUUAUGCUGACAAGAUAUUCACUUAUGUCUUCAUUCUGGAAAUGCUUCUAAAAUGGGUAGCAUAUGGUUAUAAAACGUAUUUCACCAAUGCCUGGUGUUGGCUGGAUUUCUUAAUUGUUGAUGUUUCUUUGGUUACUUUAGUUGCAAACACUCUUGGCUACUCAGACCUUGGCCCCAUUAAAUCCCUUCGGACACUUAGAGCUUUAAGACCUCUAAGAGCUUUAUCUAGAUUUGAAGGAAUGAGGGUGGUCGUGAAUGCACUCAUAGGUGCAAUUCCUUCCAUCAUGAAUGUGCUACUGGUGUGUCUUAUAUUCUGGCUAAUAUUUAGCAUCAUGGGAGUAAAUUUGUUUGCUGGGAAGUUCUAUGAGUGUGUUAACACCACAGAUGGGUCACGCUUUCCAACAAAUCUAGUUCAAAAUCGUUCUGAUUGUUCCGCGCUGAUGAAUGUUAGUCAAAACGUACGAUGGAAGAACCUGAAGGUGAACUUUGAUAACGUUGGACUUGGUUACCUGUCUCUGCUUCAAGUUGCAACAUUUAAGGGAUGGAUGGAUAUUAUGUAUGCAGCUGUUGAUUCUGUUAAUGUAGACAAGCAGCCCAUAUAUGAAUACAGCCUCUACAUGUAUAUUUAUUUUGUCAUCUUUAUCAUCUUUGGGUCAUUCUUCACUUUGAACUUAUUCAUUGGUGUCAUCAUAGAUAAUUUCAACCAACAGAAAAAGAAGCUUGGAGGUCAAGACAUCUUUAUGACAGAAGAACAGAAGAAAUAUUAUAAUGCAAUGAAAAAGCUGGGAUCUAAGAAACCACAAAAGCCAAUACCUCGGCCAGGGAACAAAUUCCAAGGAUGUAUAUUUGACCUCGUAACAAACCAAGUUUUUGAUAUCACCAUCAUGGUUCUUAUCUGCCUCAACAUGGUAACCAUGAUGGUAGAAAAAGAGGGACAAAGUGAAUACAUGACUGAUGUUUUAUACUGGAUAAAUGUGGUUUUUAUUAUCCUUUUCACUGGAGAAUGUGUGCUGAAACUGAUCUCCCUCAGACACUACUACUUUACUGUAGGAUGGAACAUUUUUGACUUUGUGGUUGUGAUUCUCUCCAUUGUAGGUAUGUUUCUGGCCGAGCUGAUAGAAAAAUACUUUGUGUCCCCUACCCUGUUCCGAGUGAUCCGGCUUGCCAGGAUUGGUCGAAUCUUGCGUCUGAUCAAAGGGGCCAAGGGGAUCCGCACGCUGCUCUUUGCUCUGAUGAUGUCCCUUCCUGCCUUGUUUAACAUUGGCCUCCUGCUCUUCCUGGUCAUGUUCAUCUAUGCCAUCUUUGGAAUGUCCAACUUUGCCUAUGUUAAAAAGGAAGCUGGAAUUAAUGACAUGUUCAACUUUGAGACCUUUGGUAACAGCAUGAUCUGCCUGUUCCAAAUUACCACCUCUGCUGGCUGGGAUGGAUUGCUAGCACCUAUUCUCAACAGUGCACCGCCUGACUGUGAUCCAAAAAAAGUUCAUCCUGGAAGUUCAGUUGAAGGAGACUGCGGGAACCCAUCUGUUGGGAUAUUCUAUUUUGUCAGUUACAUCAUCAUAUCAUUUCUGGUUGUGGUGAACAUGUACAUCGCUGUCAUCCUGGAGAACUUCAGUGUUGCUACUGAAGAAAGUACCGAGCCCCUAAGUGAGGAUGACUUUGAGAUGUUCUACGAGGUUUGGGAAAAGUUUGAUCCUGAUGCCACCCAGUUUAUAGAGUUCGCCAAGCUCUCUGAUUUUGCAGCUGCCCUGGAUCCUCCUCUUCUCAUAGCCAAACCAAACAAAGUCCAGCUCAUCGCCAUGGACCUGCCCAUGGUCAGUGGGGACCGGAUCCAUUGUCUUGACAUCUUAUUUGCUUUUACAAAGCGUGUUUUGGGUGAAAGUGGAGAGAUGGACUCUCUACGUUCACAGAUGGAGGAAAGGUUCAUGUCAGCAAAUCCUUCUAAAGUGUCCUAUGAACCCAUAACAACUACACUAAAACGAAAACAAGAGGAUGUGUCUGCUACUGUCAUUCAACGUGCUUACAGACGUUACCGCUUACGACAAAAUGUCAAAAAUAUAUCGAGCAUAUAUAUAAAAGAUGGAGAUGGAGAUGAUGGUGUCCCCAAUAAAGAAGAUAUGGUGUUUGAUAACAUUAAUGAGAACUCGAGUCCAGAAAAAACAGAUGCAACCCCCUCCACUGUCUCUCCACCUUCAUAUGACAGUGUAACAAAGCCAGACAAAGAGAAAUACGAAACAGACAAAACAGAAAAGGAAGACAAAGGGAAAGAUAGCAAGGAAAGCAAAAAAUAGAGCUUUGUUUUUGAUAUAUUGUUUACAGCCCCUGAAGGUGAUAUAUUUGUGUUAAUAAGACUCUUUUAAGGAAGUCUAUGCCAAAACUUUUUAUCAAAAUAUUCUCAAAGUCAGUGCAAUGACUAGCUCUGAUUCCCUAAAAUAGGUGGGCAGCAUUAGCAGACGGCUACAUUUGCAUUGGUAAAUGAUUCUGUACGAAUUGUGAGAGUACUCUAUAGGGAGUCUUGAUUACAGCAAAUAAGGCUGGUUUAAUUUUAUUUGCUUUUAAUAAAUCAGAAGACCAUGUGGAAAGUGUUCACAUCUGCCUUGUCAUCUUUUCACGGGAUUCUGAACAUUCCUGUUUCCCGUGCAAAUACAAACACACGCAU